GUUGUUGCCUAUGCUUAUCCAUAUCUAGUCUCACUGACUGAAUUCCAGCCUCUCCAUUGAACAAAACAUGGAGCACUCAGAUACACCUCACAUAUUAGCUAUACCCUUUCCAGCAGAAGGACACAUCAAACCCAUGUUUAAUUUAGCCAAACUUCUUUCCCAUAGAGGCCACAGAAUCACCUUCAUGAACACACAUCACAACCACAAUCGCCUCCUCCAAUUCACAGAUUUACCCUCAUUCCACACUCAAUUUCCCGAUUUCCUCUUUGCAUCCAUCACUGAUGGCAUACCCUCUGACAAUCCUAGAAAAGGUGCCCUACUAAACUACCUUCCAAUGCUUAUCACUCCUAGCGCCAGAUCCUUAGUUGCCAAAGAGUUCCGAGAAUUGUUCUCAAGACUUCUCGAGAAAAAUGGUGAUCGGUGGCAGCAACCAUCUUGCAUCAUAGUUGAUGGACUAAUGUCAACGAUUGUCAUGGGAGUUGCACAAGAGUUUAGGAUUCCAGUGAUUGCUUUCCGAACCUACAGUCCCACUUGCACUUGGGUCACAAUCUUCAUGAGUAAACUUGCUCAGGAGGGAGCACAACUGCUUCGGAGUAAUCAAGGUGAGUAAGGAAGUUUAAUUUAAAGCUUAAAUAUGUUUGAAGGUUCCUUCUCAUAAAUAAUCGAAUUUUAUUCUAAAUUUCUGAUAAAUUUUUUUGUUUUAAUUUGAAUAUUAGAUAUAUUAAAAUUUUUGUUUUGAGUCUCAGUCAAAAUUAAAUAAUAAUAUUUUACUUUAUAAAUUGAUAUUUCAAAUAUCAUUAAAAGUUAUUAGUUGUUAUGGUACCACGUCAUUAGAUAACUCACAACAAAAACUUAAAAUAACGAAAAAAUUUAUCAAAAAUCCAAAAUAAAAUUUGAUUAUUUAUCAAUAACUUUAAAUAUAUUUAAGCCUUAAUUUAAUCAUCAGUUAUAGACAUACAAAUACACUAAUAAAAUUACAUGACUUCAAACACAAAAAGUUACACAUGAAUGAUAAAAAUUAAAAGACACAAGUGUUGUGAAGUUUUAAAAAGGUCGUGAAACUCUUUUAGUGACACAAUUUUAAAUCUUAGUCGAUGUAUAUACAGUCUAUGAUUAUUAUUUAGUCUGAGUUAUUACGUUCUAAUUAAUGACAAUUAGAUUUGCUAGAACAAUACUCUUAUCAAGUUUUGACAAUUUCACAAUUGACUUGAGAUGCAAAAAAUUUGAAAAGUGCAUCCGGAAACAUUCCAGGAUUAGAGAAUUUAUUGAGAAACUGUGACUUUCCCUAUCCCGGCGGGAUG
Molecule: messenger RNA, 1301 nt
Organism: Glycine soja
Lineage: Eukaryota; Viridiplantae; Streptophyta; Magnoliopsida; Fabales; Fabaceae
Product: UDP-glycosyltransferase 85A7-like
Exons: 1
Coding region: 68-610 (180 amino acids)
Source: RefSeq, a predicted model, not a curated record